AUGGGCUUCGCAAACAGCUCCUACACAAGGUUCGCGACGCCGCCUCCGUGCGCCCCUCUUCUCUCUUCCCGCGCCAAUCAGCCGACCAUGAAUCCCGCCGCAUCGCACCAGUCGUCGCGCUCGUUAGGCGCAUCCGCCGCGCCGCUCUACCCCUCCGCGCCACCCUUCCCGCCCACCGCAUCCGCUCCCCCGCCCUCCGCCGCCUCUUCUACCAUCUCCUACCCCGCCCUCCCCUCUUCUUCCGCGCGCUUCCCCCCCUCUUCCGCCGACCCGUCGUACUCUUCCGCACCUCUGCACAUGCCGUCCCACCACCGUCCCCCGUCCUCCCCCUCCGCCUACUUCCCCCGCUCCCCCUCUUCCGCCUCCGCCUCGUCCUCCUCCAUGAGCCUUGCGCGGAACGUCGGGCGCGGCAUCUGCGCGUCGUGUCUGGCGGCGUCGCUCUUCGCCGCGCUCGUCUGCACGUCGCUCCCGCUCGCCACGCUCCUCGUUUGGCGGCUCGCGCCCACCCCCUUCGACCAGACCCGCCCGCUCCUCUUCGAUUUCCGCCAGCCUGAGCCUUUCGCCGUCGCCUCUUUCCUUCCGCGCCCGCACACCCUCCUCCCGCCCCCGCCGGAGCCCCCCGCCUCGUCUUCCGCCUCUGCAGGCGCGCACUCCGCCUCGUCCGCUUCCGCUUCCGCUUCCGCGGGGCGGUUCUUCUCCGCGGCUCCCCCGCGCCUGCUGCAGCGCAACCAGCGCUACGAGGCGGUUCUCCGCCUGCGCCUCCCCGAAUCAGACCACAAUCUCGCGCUCGGCAUGUUCCAGAUCUCCGCGCACGCGCUUUCCGCCGAUCACGCCGUUCUCUCCGCCAACUCCCAGCCCGCCACUCUCCGCUUCAGCAGCCGCCCCAUUCGCGCGCUCCGCACGGCGGUGCUCGCGUUCCCGCUCCUCUGGGGCUUCCGCGAGGAGGCGCAGCGGAUCGAGCUGCGCGUGCUGCGCGGAGUCGAGGGGAAAGCGCCCGUGGCGGCGGUGCGCGUGAUGCUUGCGCCCAAGGCGGGCGCAGGGCCAGGCGCGGGGCUUCCGCAGAUCUACGACGCGGAGCUGCGCCUGCGCGCGGUUCUGGGGGGCGCGGGGGGGCUGUGGCUGCUGGCGUGGCGGGUGAUGCUAUUCACUAUGUGCGCAGCUGGGAUAUUCGGUAUGCAGGCCAUGGUGCUGCUGGUGUGCUGCGGUGGCGUGAUCAUACGGCUGCUGUGGCAGGGCGGAAACAAGGAGAGGGACGACGGGAGGGGCGGCGGGAGCAUGGGGAGAUUAGGAAGGAUGGGGAGCAUGGGCGAGGUUGCGGGGAGAAGGGAUGGUGAGGAGAGAGAGCAGAGAGAGGAGAGGGGCAUGAUCUUCCUGCUCUCUGCCCGUCCGUCCGCUCCUCUUGCAGCCCCUGCUGCUCCGUCUCCUUCUCCUGCUGUUGCGGCUGCCGCUCCCUAUGGCCGGAUUUCAGCAGAGGAGGCGUCUGAGGAGGUGCUAAGGCCGGUAUUCAUGCAGGGGGAAGGGGAGAGAGGCAGGGGGAAGGGCAAGGCAGACGAGGGGGGCGAGGGGGACGGUGGGGGGAUGGACGUUCUGAGAGAUGAAGGGGCGAUUGCGGGGAGAGUCCGGGCGUGGAUGGGUGAAGGUAGCAGCAGCAGCAGCAGCAGCAGCAGCCUCGGCAUCGGCCCUACUACCCCUGUUUCUGCUGCCCAUGCUGCCCCUGCUGCCGCCUUGCACGCUCCUCGGUAUCCCCCUAUUGGCCUUGCACCUGCUGCGGCCCCUCCUCUUGGUCGACCCCUUGGGGAUGUGGGCAGGGAUGGGGCGGAGGGAGGGGGAGCGGGAGCGGGAGUGGGAGUGGGACUGGGCGUGGGCUUGGGAGUGGGUGAAGGCGGGGAGGAGGGGGGGAGUGACGAGGAGAUAGAGUCGCUGCUGGCAGCAGGGAAGCAGCUGCUGCAGGCACGGGGCCGACAGGCAGUGGCGGAAGGGGAGGGGCGGGAGGAGGAAGAGGAGGAGGAGGAGGAGGAGGAGGAGGAGGAGGAGCGGGGAGGAGGAGAGGCGUGGAGGCCUGGGCUGAGGCAGAGAUGGGUGGGGGUGGGACGAUCGGGGGGGCAAUCGGUGACAGCAGCGCCAGCAGUGGCAGCAGAAGCAUUAGGUCCUGUGGGUGGACUGCCAGUGGCAGGGGCCGUGGGCACGUGGGGCGUGGCAGAUGCUGUGAGUGCGUCCCAUGCUGCUGCUGACGCUGCGUUUCGAUCGGGGGUCGUGGCCGCAGGUGCCGCUGCUGGGAGGGGUGGUGCUGCGAUGGGGCUUAAAGGGGGGGCUGUGGGGGAGGGGGGAGGAGCGGCGUGGGGAACGAGGGGAGUUGGAGAGGUGGGGCGUGGUGGAAGUGAGGAGUGGGAGGAGGAGGAAGAGGAGUAUGAAGAAGAGGAGGAAGAUGAGAGUGAUGAGGAAGAGGAAGGGAGGAGAGAUGAAUCGGAGUUGGGGGUAGAGGAGGAGGAGCAGGGAGAGGAGGGGGAUGAUGGAGAGUGGGAGGAUGUGAGAGAGGGUGAAAGUGGGGAGGAGGAAGAGGAGGAAGAGGGGGAAGAGAGGGAAGAGGAGAGGAUGAUAGGGAGGGUGGAUGCAGCUGCUGCUGCAGCAACAGCUGCAGUGGCAAUGGUAGGGCUGGGGCAGGAGAGGAGACAGAAGCAGGGUGAGAAGGAGAAAGACAAAGGAGGGAGUGUGUGGGUUCUAGGGGCUGGAGCAGCGGAGUGGGAUGAGGGUGAGAGUGAGCACGGGGAGCCAGGAGGAAAAGAAGAGAAGAGGGCGGCGGGUAGGUAG
Messenger RNA from Closterium sp. Naga37s-1, 2808 nucleotides. Lineage: Eukaryota; Viridiplantae; Streptophyta; Zygnematophyceae; Desmidiales; Closteriaceae. The record is from the annotation of a GenBank genome assembly.